Molecule: messenger RNA, 1598 nt
Organism: Neltuma alba
Lineage: Eukaryota; Viridiplantae; Streptophyta; Magnoliopsida; Fabales; Fabaceae
Exons: 3
Coding region: 73-1335 (420 amino acids)
Source: RefSeq, a predicted model, not a curated record
UCUACUGCGUAUAUAUGUAUAAAGUGCACGCAGCACACUUCACAUCUGGUUCUGUUUAGUCUCUGUUAUCUAAUGAUUUCCAAUAUGAUGUUGCUGCAGAGAAUCAACAUGCAACUGGUAUCUCUUUCUCAAGCUUAUAUAUUUUUAUCAGCAGUACCCUUGCUCUUAUCACUGUCUCACGGUUUAUGGAAGAAGGAAAGUAAUAUCAUCAAGGAAGGCGUUUUCCUUUCCCCCAAGUUUGACAUAGGACCCGGAUUAGUUGAAAAUAGAUAUUACUAUGAUAUAGACUUUCCAAGAGGCCAUAUUGCAAUCAAGGAUUUUACUGCUGAAGUGAUUGAUGAAGAAGGCAAUGCUGUACCUCUUUAUGAAACUUAUCUCCAUCAUUGGAUUGUUGUCAGAUACUAUCGACGUAAAGGGGUGACACACACUGGUAAUGAGUCCAAUUCAGAUCAAGUGACGGUAGCAAACAGUGGAUUAUGCCCUCCAGAACUUCUUGGACAGUAUUUUGGCCUUGGUUCUGAAACACGUGGCACAACUACUGAAAUUCCAGAACCUUUUGGGAUAGAAGUAGGUAAUCCUGCAGAAAUGCCAGAUGGGUAUGAGGAAAAAUGGUGGCUUAAUGUGCAUGCCAUUGACACUAGAGGUGUAGAAGAUAGGUUGGGGUGCAUUGAGUGCCAGUGUGAUCUCUAUAACAUCACAGUGGACUCAAAUGGCCAGCCUUUGAGGCCUGAUUAUUUAGGUGGUUUGCUGUGCUGCUAUGAUAAAACUCAAUGCAGGAUGAAGGAAGGCUUUGAGGGACCAAGGAGAAACCUCUACUUGAGAUAUACAGUUAAAUGGGUUGAUUGGAGUGAUUUAAUAGUGCCUGUUCAGAUCUAUAUACUUGAUGUGACUGAUACUUUACAAGCAUCGAAUGGUUCAAAUUCAAAAGACUUGAAGCAUAAUUGCGAGGUUGAGUAUCAAGUUGAGUCCUGCAGCAAAAACCAGAAGGAUGUUAGUGACUGCAUUGAUGUUAGGAGGACAAGCCUCCCAAUGCCUAGAGGCGGCUAUGUCAUCUACGGUGUGGCUCAUCAACAUAUUGGAGGAAUUUGUUCAACUCUGUAUGGACAGGAUGGAAGGGUUAUAUGUUCUUCAAUACCAAUUUAUGGAACUGGAAAGGAGGCAGGGAAUGAAGAAGGCUACGUUGUAGGAAUGAGCACUUGUUAUCCUCAACCUGGUUCCGUCAAGAUAAUGGAUGGUGAAACUGUAACUCUGGAGUCCAACUACAGCAGCAGCCGACCGCAUGCUGGAGUUAUGGGACUCUUCUACCUCUUGGUUGCAGAACAGCUGCCAAACUAACCCUCAGGACAUUCCUGAUAGUCAGUUUGUAGUGUUUUAGUUAUAUAGAGUCCAAUCUCUUGCUUAUAGAUUAAAAAUAUUACAGUAGUUUAUUGGACAAUAAUACAAGUAAAAGUUGUCUUGAUGACAAUUUUUACGGCAAUGUGAUCUUAAAAUAUAAUGCAAUAUUUUGCAGCACUAGGAGUUUUAUUAUAUUGUUCCAUGUAGUUUAUAUGUGUGUGUGUGUGCGCGCCGACAAUAAAUGUGCAAGUAUAAUUCUACAU